UCCCAGGGGGUUUGACAACCGUCGCCCCGUAAGUAGCGGGUAGUGAUGAAAACGCGUUUCAGGUCAGUUUAUAUUACGUAUAUAAUCCUAUGCAUUGCAGUCAGUUUGAAGGUAUAGGGACUACUGCUGGCGUAGUUCAGCAGCACAUGAAAGGUGUUUGGCAGAAAAAUUAUUCAGAGACGACUGAGACCACAACUCGGUUCAGCAGACCCUGCGAAAUCUGGUGGGAGGGAUUGUGAUGUGAACGCUUUCCGUCAGGUGUUUUGGUUUGUCGCCACUGCAAAUGCACAAUUCAUUCGUCUGCACAGAAGCGCCCAGGUGCUGGACACGAAGGAGAAGCGGGCACCAGUGAAUUUAAUGGUGAAAAGUGAUGUACAACUCUGAACAUUUUCCUUGAAGAAAAGUGAGUUUAUUUAAUCCACUUAUGCACUGCAUCAGCAUGGAUCCCACUGAUUCAAGACUUAUAAAUGGAAAAACCUUUAGCUUGCACCUAACCCUGAAAAGCAUGCAGAAAAUACAAUGAUUUGCCCAAAGCUCUUUGGCCACUUUAGCAUUGAAAGUAAUGGUGAAUAAUGACCAGUUUGGAAAAAGGAUGUGACUUGCCCCGUCAAGCAUUAUGAGACAAGCGGUGACCACGCUCUCAAUGUGGGGGGAGAGGCACUUUGGCUACACCACCUUGAGGGAUUCCACCGAGACACUGGGCGACGAGAGAUGGCCCCAGAUACCCCGUCUGAAGGAGGACUCCGUCAUUGAGGAGAAGGAGGUGGAGGAGGACAGCGGCCUGGAGCAGACGCCCACCUCCGAGGAGCACGAUGCCGUGGUGGGGCUGGCCUCUGUCCUGCCGAUGGACUCUCCCCACGGAGGAGAGCAGGACCACGACCUCAGGCGCCAGCUGGAAGCCCAGCCCAAAGUCUGCAAGCUGCCUUUCGUCGCCAAGUCCGAGAAGGAGCCAGGUAUGGAUGGAAGGGGUGGCGUGGGUGGAGGAGGAGGAGGAGGAGGAGGAGGAGAAGGAGCAGCGAACUGUGUGGCUACUCCCAGCCCUGACAAUGACCACCCGGCUGGGAUCCUCGAUGAAGCCGCCACGCCGCCUUCCGACUCCCUGGGAGAAGUGGCCCCCGUGUGGGUCCCCGACUCCCAGGCUCCGGCCUGCAUGAAGUGCGGGGCCAAGUUCACGUUCACCAAGAGGAGGCACCACUGUAGGGCCUGCGGAAAGGUGUUCUGUGUAGUUUGCUGCGAUCAGAGGUGCAGAUUAACACACCUGGAUGGGAAGGAGGGGCGUGUCUGUGUCAGCUGUCACUUCACUCUCAUGAACCGGUCGGCCCCCAAAGAUCAGAGAAGGGUGUGGUUUGCAGACGGCCUCUUGCCUGACUCGGACGCCAGGGACUCCACUGGAACGCUAGAUCAUAGACCGUCCAACUCCUCUCAGCCAAGAAGACCUUCAGUGCUGGGGACAGGAGGAGAGGUUGUGGAUGCGGAUGCUCCGUCUGGCUGGGGUAUGGGUGCUCUGGUGGGAAGUCCCAUUGGCAGCUCAUCCAACCUGAUCCCAUCAGAAGGCCUUCCUCCUAUUCUUACAUCGACUGGAGUCAAGGGAGACUACACCGUGGAGGAGAGGCCCUCUGAGAUGUCCUUGAUGGUGGAGCUGGAGGGGGGCAGAGCAGAGCCGCUGGUCUUCGUCCUCAACGCCAAUCUCUUGGCCAUGGUCAAGCUUAUCAACUAUGUGAACAGGAGGUGCUGGUGCGUCAUGACCAAGGGGAUGCACGCGGUGGGCCAGGCCGAGGUGGUGGUUCUGCUGCAGUGCCUGCCCGACGAGAAGACCUUUCCCCGGGACAUCUUCACCCACUUCAUCCAGCUUUAUCGAGACGCCCUCGCAGGGAAGGUUUUAAAUCACCUCAGCCACUCCACGGUGAGCAGAGGCCUGCUGGGUAGCAAAGAGCACGCCGGGUUCCUCUACAUCCGCCCGACCUUCCAGUCCCUGGACGGUCUCCCGCUGCCCAGCCAACCCUUCCUCUUCGGGAUCCUGAUCCUGAGAGCCGAAACCCCCUGGGCCAAGGCCUUCCCCCUGCGCCUCAUGCUUCGCCUGGGGGCCGAGUACAGGUUUUACCCUUGUCCUCUGUUCAGUGUACGCUUCCGGAAGGCUCUGUUUGGAGAAACCAGCCACACUAUCAUGAGAUUGCUUGUGGACUUCCGUUUCUACCGCUACACGUUGCCAGUGGUAACGGGCCUGAUGGUGGACAUGGAGGCUCGGAGCACCUGUAUUAAAAUCCCCAAAGCCCGGCACAGUGAGCUGUUAAAGGCCCUGAACAAGUCCAAUGAGCAUGUGUUGGCCAUGGGCGCAUGCUUUAAUGAGAAUGCAGACUCGCACCUGAUCUGUGUACAGAGCGAGAACGGACAGUACCAGACCCAGGCCAUUAGCAUCCAUAACAAGCCCCGGAGAGUUACCGGCGCCUGCUUUUUUGUGUUUAGUGGAGCUCUGAAAAUAUCCUCUGGAUACCUCGCCAAGUCGAGCAUUGUCGAAGAUGGUCUGAUGGUUCAGAUCACCAUGGAGAGCAUGGUGGAGCUUCGGCGCUCCUUACGGGAGAUGAAGGACUUCACCGUCACCUGUGGAAAGCUCGACCAAUCGGACAACCAGGAGUGUGUGUACAUCCAGUGGUUGGACCAAGAGCCACGCUUCAACAAAGGGAUCUCCAGUCCCAUCGAUGGUAAAUCCAUGGAGUCCAUCACCAGCAUCAAGAUGUUCCAGAAGUCAGAGUACCGGGCCAACGGCAAGGUCAUCCGCUGGACAGAGGUGUUCUUCCUGCAGAGGGACAAGCAGGCCAAUGGGCCGGCGAACCCCACCAGUUACAGCCGGCUGACGGAGAGGCUGGCGCGGGCGUUCUGCCUGGCCUUGUGCUCCUAUCUCAAGCUGCUGAAAGAGGACGGCAUGGCCAAGCUAGGAUUGCGGGUCACGCUGGACACCCAGCGCACGGAUUACCUCGCGGGCAGCAACGGGCAGGCCUUGCCCUCUCAGUACAUGAAGAUACUGGACAGCGCCCUGAUGCCAGUGAUUCAGGCUGGGGCCCUCCAGCGAGGCGAGGGACCCCUGGAGAUGGAGUUCAUCUUCUACAUCCAGGAGAACAUCUCCUAGAGAUGGAGUUCAUCGUCUACAUCCAGGACAACAUCUCCUAGAGAUGGAGUUCAUCCCUUACACCCAGGAGUCCAUCUCCUAUGUCCAGGAGUUCAUCUUCUGCAUCUAAAAGAGAACAUCUCCUAUGUCCAGGAGUUCAUCUUCUGCAUCUAAACGAGAACAUCUCCUAAAGAUGGAGUUCAUGUUCUGCAUCUAAACGAGAACAUCUCCUAAAGAUGGAGUUCAUCUUCUGCAUCUAAAAGAGAACAUCUCCUAAAGAUGGAUUUCUCCACUUUCUCUCCCCCUGCCUGCCUCUUUUUUUCUUUUGUUUAUACCUGCAUCCCCUACUCUCAUAGAACCCAUUAGUGCCAACUGCCUCAUCAACGGCAAUCACCCUGCCCCAGCUGGCAGAGAACAUCGCAAGCAUGGUGCCAUUCUUCCUGCUCCCGACAAAUCAUUCCCAUCAAGUAGAUGCCGCAUGACCAGUGGCCAUCUUGAUUUUAUUUUGAAAAUACAAUGCCAGUAUUUUGAAUAGGCCCUCCAGCUGCAGUAAUCAGCCUUUAAAUAAAUCAUGGAUUCUUGGUUGGGGGAGAAUAUGGAAGUCUAUUUUACUUUCUCCAAGCUGAAGAAAAAAAAAGACUGAGUGUCAAAAUUGUUAUUUAUUUCUUUGAGAGAAACACGUAGACAAAACAGCUUCAAUGUAACACCAAGGUCCUUUUAAAAAACGGACUUCAGAUGCAAUACAGUCUGUAUCAGUCUCUUAUCCAUGUAACAGCUCAUGCUCAAGUACUACUUUCUCAACUGUGAAACCCCAGGAUUAAAAUGCACACUUAGGCCAUGGAUGGAAAACAAGACAAAAUAAAUGGCCAUGAAUAAUAGGCAA
This is a messenger RNA of Clupea harengus (Atlantic herring), 3986 nucleotides long. It is a transcript of the gene zfyve9b, whose product is annotated as zinc finger, FYVE domain containing 9b. NCBI's taxonomy places the organism in Eukaryota, Metazoa, Chordata, Actinopteri, Clupeiformes, Clupeidae. Gene Ontology annotation, molecular function: metal ion binding. The record is from RefSeq and is a predicted model, not a curated record. Gene Ontology annotation, cellular component: early endosome membrane. Gene Ontology annotation, biological process: endosomal transport.